Molecule: messenger RNA, 306 nt
Organism: Arctia plantaginis
Lineage: Eukaryota; Metazoa; Arthropoda; Insecta; Lepidoptera; Erebidae
Source: the annotation of a GenBank genome assembly
AUGAGUUACAUAUUAUUUUUAUUUUCAGGUAUAUUUAUAAACACCCGAGGGAACUCUAAACUUUUUAUAUAUCAGAAUCACACGUUCCGGUUCAUGUAUAAGAAAGCUUAUGGAAGUCAGCUCUGGUACUGUUGGUAUUUCUUCAGUCGGUGUUGUCCAGCCAAAUUACGGAUAAAUAACGCUGGAAAAGUUACAGAAAGCAUCGGCAGACAUAAUCACGAUCCACCAACUUGUUGGAUGACUCCAGAUGGAAAGUCCUACAAUCUCCCACCUCUUCCUGACAAAAGCACGUCCAGUAAUGCAUAG